Molecule: messenger RNA, 2837 nt
Organism: Cyprinus carpio (common carp)
Lineage: Eukaryota; Metazoa; Chordata; Actinopteri; Cypriniformes; Cyprinidae
Product: protein RRNAD1-like
Exons: 9
Coding region: 146-1582 (478 amino acids)
Source: RefSeq, a predicted model, not a curated record
GCACCUGCGCGCACGUGUGGUCGGAUUGCUACAUGUAAACACCAAAGUCUUAAUACGUUCCCAAUGAAGUUUUUAUAUUAAACGACUACUUGGAAUAUUGAAGGGCAACCAGUUUAACGUGCAUGGUGUUUUUAGUGGUGAAGAAAUGUUUGUGGCGUCUUUUUCAGAGCAGGAGCAGAGAGAACUAACUGCUGAGAAGCUGACUUCGCUCCUGUCAGCCUACAGACACGUAUCAGACUCCUACAUAAUAGAGUUCUUCAGUGAGAGUUUGUGGGACACUCUUCCUGUGAGCUGGCAGGACGCCCUCGGUGAUCUUACACCCCCACAGAUCGCUGAUCUGCUGCUGGAUAAAGAGAUUAAGGACAGGCGGUACCCAUCUGUGUGGCCACUGUCCUUACUGGCACUGUGGACAGCACCACAUGCGCUGUCGUUUCCACGUAAAGCACCAGAUGGACACGCUCAGGACACAGGUGCAGCAGUGCCAGAGGAGUUUCAGUCGAACCAGAGUCAGAGUUCUUUGUUAGGACACAUUUUCCGUAAACACGUCAAGCCCAAGAAGCAGCACGAAAUCCGCCGACUAGGCACACUGGUCAAGAAGUUGUGUAAUCAGGCUAACUGUAGCUGUGUGGUUGAUGUUGGGUCUGGACAGGACCAUUUGACACGGUUUCUGUCUUUUGGACUUGCUGACCCUAACCUUGUUUUCAUGGCUGCCAAAUUUGAUAGACAGCUUCUAUUGACACUCGCCAAAGAGAAUCAAAAGUCAGGAAACACUCAAAGUCUUCACUCUGCACCUGGUCCUUCUCCUCGUCAUGUGGUGGGCUGGGUCAACCCAAAGGCUUCAUGGGAUGUCUUCAUUCAGCAGCUUGGUGUGACAGCAACUGAAAGUGACAGUAUUGGAGCAACCACUGGGCCAUAUGAAAAGAAACAGCAGGUGGAGGAGUUAAAUCUAGAGCCGCAUUCAUGCCAAAUCAAAGCAGAAGAGUUACAAAAUACAUUGCAGACUCAAAAAACUGACAUCAAUACUUCAGACUCUGUAGCCCAAAUAAACACUGGGGUUUUUCCAUCAGGGAUGGCGAAUGAAAUGCUUACCUGUAAAACCGUACCAGUUACUAAUUGUGGUGCCAAAAAACCUGCACGUUUUGUACUCACCGGUCUUCAUGCUUGUGGAGACCUUAGCUCUACACUUCUGCGUCAUUUUGCCAACUGCCCUCACGUUCACGUCAUCACAUCUGUAGCUUGCUGCUACAUGAAAAUCUCAACCCAGGAGAACCCAAACCCUCUUGGCGUUUUCCAGCCCCCAUUUUCUGCAGACACUGUGGCGGAUUCCUGUUUAGAAUUCGGUUAUCCGAUGAGUGACUGGGUACGUGGAUUACCAGGGCACCAGUUGUCUUAUAAGGCACGAGAGGGAGCAUGUCAUGCAAUAGAGGACUAUCUUCACCGGCUGAGAGAGGAGAGCGGCUUACUGAGGACACACUGCUACAGAGCCAUCUUAGAAAGCAUCAUCAGAGCAGAGAGGCACGAUAUGCGCAGACCAGGAGUUCAGACUGUUAGGAAAGCCCAUUUUCAGAAACGCUCUCUUUGAAUGGGUGUGGUGGAUUGUAGACUUGGAAGUAAAUGCCCACUGCUAUGAUUGGCUAACACCUGUGAAUAUUUGACAGCCUACAUCCUUCACAGGUAUGCUCGUUUGGCAUUGCCACGGGUGGGCCUACCUGCUGAUCUCCCAGUUGACCCUGUUGCUGUGGAUGCAAUGCUAGCGCAGCAGGGUAAAGUGGUUGCGUACUUCAGCCUGGUUCUUCUCCUCACACCUGUUAUGGAAACUCUAGUGUUACUGGACAGAAUGGUUUUCCUGCAGGAGAGAGGUUUCCAGAGUACACUCAUCCCACUCUUUGAUGCUGCUUUUUCCCCACGAAACCUGGUACUGGUGGCCGUCAAGCCCAAAGAAGCACAGAGCUGAAUUAAAUAACAUACACCAAGUUAUUCAAAUCCAAGUUCUGACUCACAACCACAUAAUUAGAUUAACAGUAAUAUUUUAUGAAUAAAAUGCCCUUAAAUGAACCGUCACACAAACCGUCUGACAUUUGAAAACUGAAAUUAGAGGUCUGAUUUUCCGUUUUCCAGAGUGACCCAUUAAUGGCUCAUUGUUAUUUUUUUCCCCUGUCAUGCUUUCCUUCACUUAGAAGCAAAAACUGUCUCACAUUUUAAAUGAGAUUUUGUCUGAAUAGGAAAGAUGGAAAUUCUUCUUUUAAAUUUGAAGUUUUAAUAUAUGAUUUUCCUAUUCUUAACACUAUUAAAAAGACAUAAGACGCUCAAACUGUUUUGUGUUUUUCAUAGUUGUCAGACUGGAUUUUAAAUUACACUGGCCAAAGUUGCUAUCGUCUAUGGUUCAUUUCUAUUACAAAAAACAUAUUCAGACCUAGAAUCUACUGUAUGACUGCAGGUGUAUGAAUGUUCUAUUUGUAAAUAAAAACAUAUAUACAUACAGUGGUAAAAACACACACACAAAAAAAAAAAAAAUUUUUAAUGAAAAGGCUGACAUAUCUUUUUAUAACCUAUAGAUGGCACUCUUAAUAUAAAAUCAGUGCUGCGUUCAGCCCUGUCAAAACGGUGCAAAACGUUUUUUAAACGGAAAGGGUGGUGUGUUGAACACUCUGUUCUGAUGACGCAAGAGUUGCAACAAUGGCAGCUGAGAAGGCCAUUCCUUUCUGAAUUUUCAGAGCCUGAUGAAAUCGGUAUAAAUAAAUGUUUAAUACUGCAAAAUAUGCUCUAUGUUACAGUCACUGCCCUUGUCCUCCAGAAUAAAAGAGAACAUCCCAAUCGAGUGAAGGGAUCUGUGGAAA